UUUACGAGUUAAUCGCAAUUUACAUGCCUAUUGACUGAAAUGUAUAUACAUAUGUAUAUGUACAUAUAUAUUAUGAAUAUUUUAAACAUAUGGUAUACUUCUUAUUUAAAAAAGGAAUUGUAUAAAAGAUGUCUGAGUUCAUACGUAAAUAACGCUUUGACGGAUACUAUAAAAAUUUUUUAUUGUCUUAUAAUUUUACCUUCAAACUGCUGAAGUUCUAAAGGUGUCUCGCUGAAAGGAUCAACUUCGCUUCUGCUAUUAGACAUCCUGUCAACGUCUAAUUUGUCAAUAACUACCUUUUAAUAUAUGUGAUUACAAAAUUACAAUAUCACGAACUACACAAACGUUAGACAAUACACGGCAAAGAUUUCGAAUUAUAAUUUUUAUAAAAAUUAGUCUCAACCACUAAACAUGCUUGUCAUGAAUAAAAAUUUAUAAUUAUUAUGUAGCAUCCAUUUGUCAGUGUAAAAUGUCACUUCUUAUUUAUAAAUGGUGUUUUCAGCAAUGUUGUUUUUGAUUAAAAUAAUAAAAAGUCUGUGUAUAAUUCGAUAUAACCACGAGAGUGACUAAUGAACAGAAUCGUUUUCCUUCGUAGUUGGAACGUUAUCUAAAAACUGAUAUAGAACUCUUCCUUCACAACGUACCGUUCACCUCGCACUAUCUUAGGCAACUGAUUCCUGUUUCUGUAAACAGCGAAUUGCUGCAUUCAUCAAUAAACAACAAAUGUACAAAUACAAUGCGUAAAAUAGUAUGCGAUAUGGAUAGUUUAUGUAUUAUGCUUUCAUAUCACUAUAUGUAAUUGCACGUAUCUAUAUGUACAUGCAAUGCAUACGUAGCGUAUAUAUCGAUAAGUAAUUUGUACAAUUACAAAUGUGUACGCUUGCAUCAUGUAAGAGCAACUCGCAGAUCAUUUAAUUUAGAUGAUGAAUAUUCAUACCAUUAUAUAAGUAUAUGUUGAUCGCAUAAGUAUUUUUUUAGAGAAUGUAAAUAAUUUUUAGAAAAUUUACAGGUCCUCAGCCUCAAAACCACAGAAUACCAUGGCACAGAUGGGAAUGCACUAUCUCUCAUAGUGUUUUUCUUGAGAAGAGAGUGGGGUGGAGAAAUAUUUUCUUCGGUAGUGUACCUAAGUAUGUAAUGUGCGGUGUGUUGUUCAUAAAAGGAUACAUCAUUUUGUUUAAAACACAAGGUUGAAUGUCUUUUGGAUAUGUCGCAUUUGAGUAAAAAAGAAUGGGUUGUGUCAAUAGCCGGACAGAUAUUAAUGAUUUACACCCAAAUAUUUUUCAAGUGAUGAAUGUAGAUGAAUUAGGUAAUUUAAUUACCCCUGGACGCUUAGAAGUUACUGAAGCUGAUAUAGUGCUUUAUCAACGCGGUAAACAGCCUAUUAAAUGGCCUUUGCGUUGUUUACGUCGGUACGGUUAUGAUGCUGAAAUAUUUAGUUUCGAAUCUGGUAGACGAUGUCCCACAGGACCAGGCAUUUAUGCCUUUAAAUGUCAUAGAGCUGCACAUUUAUUUAAUUUGGUACAAACAAAUAUUCAGGUUUGUAAUAACAGUGGGGAUGAUACAAUGUCCAGAGAACUUCCAAUCGCUUCUCAUCCUGGUCCAACAGUAGCAAGAGUGACAAUACCAGUUGAGCCUAAUUAUUUGGAUCCAAUAUUAAAUAGAACUAAUAAUCGUAUAGGUCAGAGAAUCGCUCACUGUCAACAAAAUGGAAUCGGAAGAUUAGGUAGCGUGGGAAGUAGCACUGGUCUUAUAUCACCACAAGGAACCAUAGGUUCUCCUUCUCCAUCUCCUGUGCUGCCACCACCUCCACCACCGUUCCCUCAACCGCAUCCGUCCUCGCUUUAUGUCAAUGAAGACGUCUUGUCACCGUUACCAUUAGAAAUGGAACAUAAUAAUAACAAAAGCCCUAGAAGAGCAAUACAGAGAUCCUGUACAGUAGGUAAUUCAGUGUCCGAUAACACCUCGGUAGCAUUGGAAUGUACAUCUGCUCGUAAAACCUUAAAGGUCACUUCUCAAACUAAAUCACCGCUUUCACCAGCAGCGGCUUAUAUGAAUGUAGAUAUCAGUAAUGAUAUUAGUUCACUGUCUCCAACUCAUAGUGUUCCUGAAACAAUACAAUUUAAGGAAGAUAAAAAUGAAAAUAAUGAAUCUGGGCAUGCUUAUAUGAAUAUUAGUCCAGGCGAAGAAUGUACAGAAUUGUUUGUUGCUAGAGUACGACCUUCGCCUUUACCAUCUAUUCAAUCUGAUGUGGAAGAAGUACCAAGACAUUGUUACGCUAAUUUAGAAGCAAGUGAAAUUGAAAGUUUAAGAAAAAGAUUUUCUGGUGUGUCUGCAGCAGAGAAAUCACCUUUGACUCCAUCAACACCUACAGGUGGUCCAAUUAGAGAAGUAAAUUAUGCUGUAUUAGAUCUGGAUACAAAGGAUGUAUCGAUCAAUUCACCAUUCGAAGGACCUUCAAAUUCAUCUGCAUCUCCUCCAGAGUCACCAAAUAAACCACAAAAAGGGUAUGCUACAAUAGAUUUCAAUAAGACAGUUGCUCUUUCACAUUCAGUUAAUCCAAAUCUUGUAAAUGAUAACGAGGGUUCGAGAAAAACGCGUCACAAUUCCACUAUUAGUGACUUAACAGCACCUAGACGUAGUUCAUCUGUAAGUGAAUGAUCCAUUUUUUUACUUUAUAACUGUGUCUACAUAAUGAAUAUUUAUAGCAUUUUAUAGAAUGAUAAUACGCUUUACAAUUUUAUUAAAUUUAAAUGCGUACUAAUGCAGUACCAAAGACAUUAAACUAGUUUUCAGAUCUUUUGUAUAAUGUUGAUUAUCAAGCAAAAAUGUGAAACAAUGUAUCUUUACUCAAAAAUUUCAUUUCUUGACUUAUUUAUCAAGAAUUAUUUUACAAUUUAUUUAUCAAAUUAGCAGUUAGCUUUUAAGUUUUGUAAGAUAUACAAAUGUAUAUGGUGCAUCACAGUAUUUUUAAAGAGUAAGUUUUUUUUCUAUGUGCUGUUGAAAUGUGAUACAGAGAUAAUUAAAAUGAAAAGUCUUUUUUAUAGAAAAUUUAAAAAUGAAAAGCUUCAAACUCUAUCUUUAGAGAGGAAGUAUAUAUAAUAUCCUUCAACUCUAAUGUUAAAUAUUCUAAUAUUCGGAAAUUACAGUGUAUGUUUUAUAGAAGAACCUUUUGAGCCACUAAUUAUUUUGUUUCAAUUAGUUUUCAGAUCAAAUUUAUUUAUACAUCUGUAUCAAAUUCUCUACUUGUAAUAGAAUUAUAAUUAGCACUAACCAAUUAUGUCACGAUUUGAUCACACUAUGUAAAAUUUGUAUAAAAGCAUUACAGUAUAUUUGCUACAGUUUGUAUCCCACUAUUAAGUCAUUAAAUCAUUCCUACAACUGUAUAUUAGGAGAAAUAUUUCAAAAUGAAUCUGAAAUUUAUUUUUCAUAUAAGAUAUAAUAGUUACUAAGUAAAUAAUGUGACCUCUAAGAGGCGACAGAACGAUUAUAAAACACACUAUUAAUAAUUGUUUUCAUAUUCAAGCAAUUACACAUUACUUGAUUUAAAGACGAUACAGUAAUGUUUUCUGUUUGUAAAUGUUUGGUAGAAAAAUUUAUUCCUAUUAUUAUAGAAAAAAAGCUCACAAUCAUAAUUAGUGGGUCAGGAAGGAUUAGAUCAUAUGUAUAUAUAUCACAUUUGCUACCUUUAAGAUUGCUGUGGGUUCCUAACAUGCAUAUUUUAUUUGUAGCCUAUUAGAAUUUGAAAACAAAUUCUAUUCUAUGCUCUAUUUACAUUCAGAUUUAGAUUUUACAUGAAAAUUUCCAAUUCUCAAAACAAUCAACUGUGAUUGUAAUAUUACUUAUGUUAAUUUAUUAUUCUUUGUUUUUCUGGAUCUAUCGUUUACCUAUUCAGAGUUAAAUUUAUGUGAAACCAUCAUCUUCUGCAAUAUUAUGUAAUAAUAUAUGUUGUUAAAAAUUGUAAAAUACUGUUAUAUCAGUUGAAAUUCUGCAUAAAAUACUAAUGAUUGUAUACCAAUAGCUCUUAAACUUGUCUCAUUAGAAUCAUUUUAUUCAUUUGUAUUUGGAAGUAAAUGUGAUUAUUUUAUUUGCUUGAAGAAAAUUACUAUCUGACAGGCAAUACAUGGUAUUAAAAUACUAUCAGUGAAAAAGGACCACACAAAAAUGAUUCAUUAGGCCAUUUUAAAUAUCUGACUUAAUCAAAAAUUAAAUUAUGCUUCUAGCAGAAGUAUAUGAAUUUUAACUGCUUGUUGCAGUUCAGAUUGUUCCAAAGAAAGUGUUAUUUUAUAGGUUUUAUUAUAUGUAGAUCUUAGAUCCCUAGAUAUGUAAAUAAAUAGUUUGAGGGUAAUAGUAACAGAGAAUACUCACAUUUGGUUAAUAUCUAUAAAACAAAUACCAAAAUCAUAUUUCGUUUUUUCUCAAAGAUUACAUUUUUGUUUUGUUGUUUUACCUGAAUUCUAUCAAAAUGAUAAUUAAAUUUAAAAUGAAAUUAUAUUAAAUCAUUUAUGUCAUUUUCAGUAUACUUCUUCAUUUGCGCUAAAUACAUUAAAUUAUAGCCAAUUUGAAAAUCUUGUAUCUUUCGAUUUGAUCAACUUUUUUUAUACAGAGUUUCACUUCGUUAUGUGAUUUUUUCUUUUCUUUAAUACCAAAGGAAACAUAAAAAAUAGUUGAACUUGAAUUUAGUCUUCUUUAAAAUUUCACUUCCUAAUUAUAUUUUGAAUUUUUUUCAAAUUAUAUGUUGGAAGGAAGAUUUGAUAAUACACAGAUUACCAAUUUAGCUUAAAUUUAUAAGUAUAUUGUUUAAAAUUUUAUGAGAAAAGAAAAUUAAAAAUUUUCUGUUAUCUUAUUUACCAGUAUAUACUCCAAUAUAAAAGAAAUUUUUUAAAUGUAAAAGAAGUACAGGAUGGUAAAAUAUAUUUAUAUGCUAUCAUCAGGAUUUCAAUCCCAACUUUUUCUCUCAAUCUCUACUUCUUUUAAAAAUCUAUUUCUAUAUCACUGUGUAAGUAGAAUUGGUACAUAAAAUUGUAAAGCAUCUGAAUAUAUAAUUUUGCUUUUGACAGUGGCUUUAACAUAAAUAUCUUUAUUUAGUACUAAUAUUUAACAUAAGUAACUUUUUCGCAUAAAGAACCCUUAUGCAAUUUCAUCUGAUUUAUGUCUUUAUUUGUUCAUGAAUAAUUACUAAUAUUUUGAAGAACAAAUCAGCUUCUGAUAUGAAAAUUAAUGAGUUGUUACUCCCUUUGUUUUUAGAAUUGUUUUUUUUAAUAUCAUUCCAUGUAUUGCUUUUUCGUUAUUCUCAUAUUGCUUCUUUCUAGACGUUUAGGGUCCUUUUUUUCUUUAUUUAGUCUUACUUUAUAAAUUAUUUUAUAUAAAUGUGUUUAUAAAAUACAAAGUAUCCUAACUUCUUUCCAUAUACUGGAAAUUCACAAGACUCAAAUAUUCUAAUUAAAAUAAGGAUAUAAAAAUUUAUUGCAUAUUUCAAACUAUAGAACAUUUUAAAAGAACUUAAGUAAACCAUAAUGAAAUUUUUAUUAUUAUUUCUAACCCAAUGCAAUCUUAAAUAUGGGAAAUAAUUUUUUGUUCAUUCUUCCUUAUAAUAAAUUAGUAUAUAAAUGUAUAAAUUUGCAUAAAAUUCUUCAUCAUAUGUAUGACACUAUAUACAUAAAACAAGAAGUGAUGACAUUGUAUACAAUUUCAAAUGAUUACUUUUAAAGUAGUCACCUCAAAACUUAUUACAAUUACAAUAUUAUACAUUAAUUUAGUGUGAUAUUGAUAUAUAAUAGCAUAAUACAUAAAAUUAUGUAACUUUGUUGCUCUUUAAAAGAAAUUUUAUAAUGCACAAUUCUAAAACACUGUCGUAUAAUACAAUAGAUUUGGUAUAAUUUAUAAUUAUUUAAAAAAUAAGAACCUCUUGAUAGUGAUAAAUGAAAACUGUAAGUAGCAACAGUUAAAAUUUUGUCUUUUUCUUUUUUUAUAUAUUUUAGUCGCUCUUUUGUUCAUUCUUUUUACCAAUGUGUUUUAAAUAAAAUGAUUUUUUGCAUGUUUUCUAUUGUUCAUUUUUUUUUAAUCUUGCCCGUUACUUAAAAUAAAAUUGUUGGGUUCUGGGCCCAGACGCCCAUUAAAUUUAGGACAAUAUAUAAACUGGGUAAUAAAAUUAUCUUGGAUAUAACAAAUUAAAGAUAUAACCUAUCUAUCAGGCAUAUUCCCUGAGGUGAUUUCUAUCUGUCUUGAAUUAUGGUAUCAAUAAAUGGUAUGACUACAAUUGAAAAAUUGACUCUCCGUGAAAAGUACAAUACAUAGAAAUUUCUAAUAAAAAUUUAUCUGCAACAUGAAGAAUUGUGGAAAUAUAUCUAACUAUAUAAUUAAAAGAACACAAGUUGAUAUGAGACAGUACAUUAAAAUGAAUUCAAAAAUAAAUACUGCUGGUAGAUCUGUUGAAUGAUGUAUAUCUUCAAGAGGCAGCCACUGCCAAAGAUGUAUGAAUCAAUUUAGAAAAAACUUUUGAUAACUGUGGACUGAUGAGAAAGGUAGAGUUGCUAUCAGAUUUUAUUAUAGUGAGUCUAGACAGUUGUAGUAGUCUUGAAAAACAUGUAAAUAAAGUUAUAAUAACUGCACAUAAACUUAAAAAUAAUAAGUCACAACCAAAAUUAUACAUUACAUAUAAAAAUAUGUUUCAUAUUCUAAAACAGUUCAGUGAUGAUAUCAUAAAAAAGAAAAUUAAACUAAACCAGAUAUAAACAUUAUAAAUACAUCUAUAUUUACUAUGUAGAAAUAUAAAAAACAUGAAUUUUUCUAAAUAUAAAAUGAAUAUAAAAGAUCACUAUAAUCCAGUCUGAAAAAUGUCAUAAUUAAAAUCAUACAAUUAAACAAACUUAUUUUAUUAUUUGUUUAAAUUAAAAAUUAAUACGUUGCAGGACACAGGUUCUAAUGCCUGUAAUCUUCUUGGCAUUGAUUUAACUAGCCUUUCGAUAAUCAUUUUGAUUUUUGUUUUCAUUUAUUAUCAUAUAUAUGUGUCUUCUAAUAUCUAAUUUGUUUUGAACAUAUUUAAUAAUUUUUAAAUCCAAUGAUUAUGGAAGUGUGUCAAUUAUCUUUAAUAAUAUUUAAAAUUAAUUUUAUAUAAUAUAAAAAUUUUAAAUUGUCUACACUGGUAGCUAACAUACAUUUCCAGAUCAUGACCGAUCCACUUCAUGUUUUAUUGUGUUUAUGUGUUAAAUUUUGCACAAUGAAUUCUUUAUUUGGUCAUUGCUUUAUUGUAACUUAUCAAUUCAAAUAAAAAAUAUGAAAUUUAAUUUCAUCAGUAAACAUCAUAUAUGUUAAAAAAUUAGAAACUUUGUCUAAAUAUUGAUGAGAGAUCUAUUUCGAAUAAUUUAGCCACAAAAACCAUGUUUUCAUCUUAAUUCUUUCUAUACAUCAUCUCUAAAAUGUUUUAUUAUGUGAAAUGUAUUUUUGUAUAUAGUGUAUAUUUUUGUAUGAUACUGUGGCUUACUGUAAACCUUGUAGUAGAUGAUGAAUGGUUUAAAGUAUUAUUAAAUACUUGCUGGAUUUUGCAACACAUACAAGAUGUCUCACUUAAUAUGAACACCUUAAAUGUUGUACUUUGAUUUUUGAUAACAGGAAUAUAUGUUGAAGUAAAACAUGAUCGGGUUUGAAGAAAAAUAUACUAAAUAAUAAAAAGUUUUUCUCAAGGUCACAUUUUUUAAGACUUUAAAAUCAUACAUUUUUUAUUUGUAUUCAUUUUUAAUACUCACUGCUAAAUAAAAUUGAUCAUGGAUAUUACUGAAUAGUAUUAAAAUUUUAUAGUUUCAUUUAAAAAAUAUUAAUUACCAAGAAAUAUUGAAAAAUGUUACCUUGAGAACAAUUUUUUGCUAUUUGCUGUAUUUUUACCUUUAAACUUAAUUAUAUUUUGCUCUGACAUUUUUUCUUGUUAUAAGAGAUAUAUAAAAUGGUUGAAAUGCAUUAUGACGAUUGAAAGUUUAGAUGCGCAGAUUUAGUUAAAACCAAAAUACCACAAGAUGUCAACAUUUUUAAUUCAUCUGCUUCUGUACAAAUUAUCAUAAAAAUUAUUGUAGAUUGCAUGAAGAUACAUAUCAGAAACCAUAAAGCAAAAACUCUCAUUGUUUUAAGUAGCGAUAAAUACGGGCACAUAAGUACAAAAAAUUGCUCAAAAAAGGCAAUGAUCACAAGAAUACCAAAAGAAAAUAAUUCUGAUUUUCUAAUUACAUUCUCUGCUUCUCUCGUCACGUACAUAUAAGAACUGUUGAUAUAUUGACUCUGGUACCACGAUUCAUAUGAUAGACUAUUUAAUAUGGAUGUAUGAUACCAGAACAUCAUUAGUAUCAACUAUUAAAGUUUCAGAUAAUAAAUAACUAUGUAAAAGGAUCUAGUAAUGUAAAUAUAGAAAUAAGAGAUAUUAACAAGAGAAGGACCCCAAUUGUCUGACUUCGAUUUUGAUAGGUUUUUCUAAGAUGAUGACAUGUUCCUAACGAUAUGUGUAAAAUAUUAGGCGUAUAACUACACCUAACAUUUCACACAUGUUAUUAGGAACAUGUGUGUUAUCAUCUCACAGAAACUAUCAAAAUUGGAGUCCUUCCCUUGUAAGGGCACGACAGAAAUAACACAGGUCAAUGUAUUAUAUGUACCUGAGUUGGUAACCAACUUAUCGUCUAUAAGUCAAAUGAUUCAAAACAAACAGCUGAAAUUCGAAAAAGGUAGAGUGAUUUUGACUGCAAUCACAGCAAUAUAUACAUGUACAAGAAAAACAAACCAGGGAGCCUGUCAUACAUAAUAGAAGGAAAACCUUUAAAUUCUUGAAACAAAUCCACUCCCAUGAAUGUGGACUCAUAAAGAAUAAAUUUCUUAGUGAUUCCAAAUAUUUUGUUACUUUUAUUAAUGGCCUUUUUCAUAAGAUAUUUUCACAUUUUUUACAAUUAAAAGUUAAUGCUUAAAAUAAUUGAAAAACUUUUAAAAUUUUAUUGAAAAUCAAUUAAAUGCAAAAGUAUAAAUAACAAUAGACAAGUAUAACAAGAACUGACAAUAGUAAACAAUAUGUCAAUGAAUCGUUUAAUAUUUUUUUUUAAUAUGAAGAAUUGAAUGUAAAAAGCUCUAAUAUAUUGCACCAAAUUACGCAUACAUAUCUGUAUACCUAGAUAGGAUCAUCUGGUAAAAAAUACAUUGGAAAUAUGUACUAAAUGUAUACAUAUUAAUUCCAGCUUACUUAGACACUUGUGAGCAGAGACUGUGUCUGUUUUUUUCGUACAUAAUUAACAGGCAUUGAAAAAAUCACUGGGUUGCAAAAUCCCUCAACAAAAAUGACUUAUGUGAAAGCAGAUGCAAAUAAUAUGAGAAUAUUUGAUUAUAAAACUAUGGUGCAUAUACCUAAAGGAAGAAGAUAAAAAUAUGACUGUGAAGAAAUUUAUAUUUGUUGGUUACUAUAAUAGGACAAAGAGGUAUAGACUGUACAAUGAAUCCAAAAGGUAAAUUUUGAGAAGCAGAGAUGUAUUUUUAAAAAAACAGUGUAAAAAACAGGAAUGAUUUACAGAGGGAGAAGUCUUAGAAUGACUGUAAUAGUAAUACAACCACUUCAAAUACUGAAAUAACAGAAAUUAGCAUAUACAUGGAUACAGAUAGUAAAUCCUAGCCCUAAUAAUAAUGAAGACUAUGUACCAAACGAAGCCCACAGAACUC
Molecule: messenger RNA, 9678 nt
Organism: Nomia melanderi (Alkali bee)
Lineage: Eukaryota; Metazoa; Arthropoda; Insecta; Hymenoptera; Halictidae
Biological process (GO): fibroblast growth factor receptor signaling pathway
Cellular component (GO): cytoplasm
Molecular function (GO): transmembrane receptor protein tyrosine kinase adaptor activity; fibroblast growth factor receptor binding
Source: RefSeq, a predicted model, not a curated record